This is a messenger RNA of Miscanthus lutarioriparius, 669 nucleotides long. Lineage: Eukaryota; Viridiplantae; Streptophyta; Magnoliopsida; Poales; Poaceae. The record is from the annotation of a GenBank genome assembly.
AUGGCGGGAGCCGACGGGGCGCAGCAACACCACCCCUGCAGCAUCUGCAUGGAGCCCAUGGCGCCCACCGCGGCGCACCGCGGCGGCGCCGCCUGCGCGCACGCAUUCUGCCCCGCGUGCCUGUCCGGCCACGUCCGCGCCAAGCUCGAGUGCGGCGGCGGCGGCGGUGGCGCCGUGGUGCGGUGCCCCGACGCGUCCUGCGCUGCCGCGCUCGAUCCGGAGCUCUGCCGCGGCGCGCUCCCCUCCGAGGUCUUCGAGCGCUGGUGCGCCAAGCUCUGCGAGUCCCUGUUCCUCGGCGCGCGCCGCACCUACUGCCCGUUCCCGGACUGCUCUGAGAUGAUGGUGGCCGACGACGACGGCGAGGAGUGCGUGACCCAGUCCGAGUGCCACGGGUGCCGGCGGCUCUUCUGCGCGCGGUGCGGGGUGCCGUGGCACGCCGGCGUGACCUGUGAGGAGUUUGCGCGGCUCGGUGAGGGGGAGCGCGCGCGGGAGGACCUGCUGCUUGUGAAGGCCGCCCGGGAGGGCAACUGGAAGCGUUGCCCGCGCUGCAGGUUCUAUGUCGAGAAGUCCAGUGGCUGCCUGCACAUUACCUGCAGGUGCGGGUAUGAGUUUUGCUAUGGAUGCGGUCAGCAAUGGCAGCUGAUACAUGACGGCUGUCCUGGGGCAUGA